GUGUUCCAAAAAUUUAUUUUAGGCUGAAAUGAUGAGAUGAGUUGAGUUGUGACAGUGUAUAUUUUCCUUGGCGAUAGGGGGCAGUACAUACCUAAAUCAUGGCAAGCAAGCAUUACUUUUGUGUUCAAGUAAGGCCUUACCAACAUACCUACAGUCUAUGCAACAGACGGCUAUUAGGGUCAAAAAUCCCUGGGAGUGCAACCUCCAGCAAAAUAACAAGAACAUCAGACUCCCUUUCAUCACUGGCAAUGAGUGAGGAUGUAAAUAUGUAACAGAACAACAUUUAUUAAUGCUAAAAGUUUUGUAACCAUUUGUUACAAAUCAGUAAUUGCAUUCUGUCCUCACAGGCUUCAGUAGAAGGAAACAUGGCAUCCAAUGUGGCGUCGCCCAGAGACUUGGGGUGUUUCUCAAUGUCAAGGCGCCUGGCCUUGCGAGGCAAUGUCUUGUGAGGCCAGGCGCCUUGCUUACAAGGACACUGUCCGUCCUUGGUCAAAGAAAACGGUUAAAUGGAACAGACUUGCAUCACAUGACCGCGGCUUCCACGGCGGUCACGUAACGUCACGUGAUGCGGGAGAUAACGCUAUGUUUUGUACGUAUUAGUUUCAAUAUAAAUAUAUAAUGAGACUUUUUAAAUUGUGUAUAUCUUUAUUAAAUUAAAUAUUUAAAUGAGUUACUACCUGCUAGCCACCAAAGGUGCAACUACUAGGUAACUAACCAACAAUAGAUAAUUUCUUUGGAUCUAAAAAAAACAUUUUAAAUUAGUUGACUUACUUUUAAACUUGAAAAUUGUCCCCGAUGUAGCUGCCGGCUUCUGAUCCGCCGUCCUUUUGAAAAUACUGCGGUGUAUUCUGGGUCAUUUUUGACCAAGGCUAGGCUACAAGACACCUCUCGUGUAUCUUUGCUCAGCUAACGGCUAACAAACGGAGAACACACGCCUCGAUACAACAUUAACGUUGGAACACGUCUUGGCGGCUCCCGAUGACGUAUCUCCUAGGAAACCAGGGCGGGGCCAAGACAUCAAGGCAAUAUUCCUUGGCAUUGAGAAACACCCUUAGACCCGCUCCUGUGUAUUUUAGACCCGAUUUUUAUGGUUAUUUGUUAUGAAACUGCCAAUAUUUUUCAACAACUGGGCAUCUUUCAUUUACAACAUUUCAGUUGAUAUUUCCAGAGAUUAAUGGUAAAAACUACACAUUGUCACUUUAACAGAACGGAUGAUUAAACUUUCCCGACAUUAAUGUUUGAAAAAAAAAACUGACAUAAAUAAAUAAACAAAUAAAUACAUCAAUAAAAACAGACAACAAAGUCAUGACGCAUAUUGGCUUUUUUACCCUUAAUUCAUUUCCCAUGUCAAGGGCCCAGUAGAAGGUAUCCCAAGAGCAGCUUGGAGGUUAUCAGUUCUUAGUGUAACUUUUUAUAAAGCAGAUGUGUUCUGUACUGUAUAAAUGUAAAUAUUUGUUCCAACAGCACAAGAUGUAGAAAGCAACUUUAAAAUAUUAGUUGACAAAGUUCUUUGUAAAAAUCUGGAGUAGCAGUUUGCAUUAUUUCAAUAAGCGACUUCUGUCCCUGGGACUUUUGUUUUGUAGGCCCGCAGCUGGAGAAGACACCGGAAGUUACAUCACAAAACGUUUAUUUUGAAAGCAGCAUUGAGGAAAUGGUCACACAUAGAUUUAAUAUUAUUCGCGGCGGAGUUCCUCGUUCCUGACCAAGUUGCUAACGCUUUUUUGACCGUCUGACAAUUUUGAAGUUCUUCUGUUUAUUAUACAACCAAACGACAAAUUUUUCCAACAGGACAAUAACUUUUAAGAGUUUAGAAGUAUGGACGUGCAAGCUGACGCUCAGCGAACAGAAAUCCCAACUUCAGCCGAAUCAUCAUCAGACCGUCCCAGGAGGAUGACUAGAACACAAACUCUCACACUAAUAUCAAUAGCUUCUGUUAACUUCAGCUCAAUGAUCUGCUACUCGAUAUUAGGACCUUUUUUUCCAAACGAGGCUGUAAAGAAAGGAGCCAGCCAGACUGUGGUUGGGCUAAUAUUUGGGUCCUACGCUGUCUGCAAUUUAAUUGGCUCUUUAAUAAUGGGAAAAUAUAUAGUCCAAAUUGGUGCCAAGUUCAUGCUAAUUGCAGGUCUUUUUGUGUCAUCAGUCUGCACCAUUACGUUUGGGUUACUUGAUCGUGCUCCUGCAGGAGCUGCCUUCAUCACUCUGUGCUUUAUAGUGAGGUCCAUCGACGCUUUGGGCUUUGCUGCUGCCAUGACCUCGUCUUUUGCCAUGACAGCAAAAAUAUUCCCAAACAAUGUGGCAACUGUUUUGGGAAGUCUGGAGAUUUUCACCGGACUCGGGCUGAUUCUGGGCCCGCCGGUGGGAGGAUGGUUCUACCACUCUUUUGGAUAUGAAGUCCCUUUUAUGCUUCUGGGAUUUUUGCUUCUGAUCAUGGUUCCUUUCAACAUUUACGUGCUGCCAUCCAUCGAGGCGGAUCCAUCCAAAGAUUCCUUCCUUCGGCUUCUCUCACAUGUCAGAGUCGUUCUGAUUUGCUUUGUAAUUUUUACGCUCAGCGCAGGUCUGGGCUUCAUUGAUGCCACCCUGUCACUGUUUGCAAUGAAGACCUUUAAUCUCUCUUCUGGCUACGUGGGGCUCAUCAUGCUGGGCUUGUCCUUACCGUAUUGUCUGGCGUCCCCUCUGAUUGGCUACUUCACAGAUAAAUAUCCUGUCUCCAGAAAUGGAUUUACAGUGACAGGGGGCAUCAUCACCGCUGCUGGGUUCUUCCUGCUUGGCCCCGCCCCUUUUCUUCAUAUCUCAAGCCAGCUGUGGUUGAUGAUCAUCACGCUUGGUCUAAUCGGGUUUUCGCUGGGAAUGACGGCCAUUCCCACAUUCCCUGAGAUCAUCAAAUAUGCACAGGAACAAGGAUUUGAAGAAGGACUGAGCACUCUUGGAAUGGUGUCUGGGUUGUUCGGUGCGUUUUGGUCCCUCGGGAUGUUUUAUGGGCCGAUUGUAGGAGGCCUUAUUACACAAAAUCUGAACUUUGAGUGGGGAGCCACAGUUCAGGGAGGCAUGACGUUUCUGGCUGCCUUUCUUCUCAUGGUUCACUCCUUCUGUCAGCGAAGACGACAAAGUGCACGAGAAGACAGUCAACCAACUAAUGAAAGCACUCCUCUACUGACCGGAUGAAGGCCUCAGACAGCUACACAUGGAACCAGAUUUUUGCUGUUUGACUUUAGGAAAUAUUUAAUCUAUAUUCUUGCAGCUGACGUCUAAUGUUAUUUUUACCAAGUGUUUAUCUGCGGUGCUGCUUGAAUCGAUAGACAGAGCAUCUGUUGCAUUAAGUUAAAAACUAAUCAAUAGUCCUUAUCAGAACCAAACUCUGCCAUUUUGUACUUAGACCCGUCUUGUGUUAAUGAUCUUAAAGUUCUAGAACACACGACUUGGACUUCAAACCCGAGUGAGCCGUGUCGGGAUCUGCUCAAACAUUCCUGGGCAUGUAAAGGAAAUAAAACACACUAGCUUAGAAAAUAUUUAUUAUACAGGUCAUACUGGCACUGAAAGUUAGAUUUUGUGUUAUGAGUCAUGAAUUCUUUAUGAAAA
Nothobranchius furzeri (turquoise killifish) is the source of this 3576-nucleotide messenger RNA. It is a transcript of the gene slc18b1, whose product is annotated as solute carrier family 18 member B1. Gene Ontology annotation, molecular function: transmembrane transporter activity. Lineage: Eukaryota; Metazoa; Chordata; Actinopteri; Cyprinodontiformes; Nothobranchiidae. The record is from RefSeq and is a predicted model, not a curated record. Gene Ontology annotation, biological process: transmembrane transport.